Molecule: messenger RNA, 3005 nt
Organism: Triplophysa dalaica
Lineage: Eukaryota; Metazoa; Chordata; Actinopteri; Cypriniformes; Nemacheilidae
Product: embryonic polyadenylate-binding protein-like
Exons: 12
Coding region: 1133-2704 (523 amino acids)
Cellular component (GO): cytoplasmic stress granule; cytosol; nucleus
Molecular function (GO): mRNA 3'-UTR binding; poly(A) binding; poly(U) RNA binding
Source: RefSeq, a predicted model, not a curated record
AAAUGACCAAAUAACUCAACAAUGAUAGUCUGAUUACAGUUGAACUUUUCUAAUGACAUGAAACUUCAUUUCUUAAUAGACUACUGUGAAUUACAGGGCUGUGUGCAUUUGUCUAUUACAAAACACUGAUACAUUUCUUAUUACUAAUUAAUAAAGCUGUUUUCACGAGCCCAUUUAAUUUAGGACACUUAGCGGUUGUAUCUCGCCAGCGCCGAAUGACGGUGUGCGCUAUAAGGAUGCAGCUACGGCCGGAAGUGAAGCAGAAUCUCGCAGUAAAUUAAAAAUAAAUUGCAUUGGCUAACGCCUAAACCAAACCUUAAACUAACCAUACAAUAAAAAAGCUAAAGGUAAUUUACUGUUGUCAUUGUGACAAAAAUUAUGCGGUAUUGAAGUCUGCAUGCCCAGUGGAGUUAACUGUAUCCCUUCUAGACAUAACGCCGACGGACCGCGCGACGUAGAGAUGGAUCGUGGACGAGCACGCUCUUUCUCGCGCAUUUGAUGGCCACUGUUAUUGAAAUUGUUUAUAGAAAUGAUAAAAUAAUCAAAUAUAUUGUACUUACAGCAAUGUGGCGGAAAAUACUUAAUAAAUAUACAAAGUUUUUAGAAAAAGUUAGAAAUUACAUUUGAGAAAUUAGAAAAAAGGAAAUUUGAAACGUAGGCUAUACGAAUGACGACCAGGCACAUAGACGAGAAAUUGCGCAUCUUUCUUGUAUUCAUAACAUGUGAUGUGAUAUGUAAACGUGACAUAAAAAUAUCACAAUAUACGGUUUUAAUCCACAAAAUAAAAAAAUCUAAUUAAGGUUAAGCCUGAACUAAAUAUUUUUAUAUUCUUUUUGUUGCGUAAGAAUUUAUGUUGAACGGGUUCUGAUUGGCUCCUGGUUGCUAAGGUGACGUCGUUUUAUUUACAGUACAUUCGUAAAUAAACAUUUAGAUCGAUCAGCUGCUCACAGAUUUUAAUCGUCUGAUUUAUAUUGUGAAUCUUGUGAUUUAUAGUUGUUUUCUAGAUUUCUGCUUUUAUUGUGUUUUAUAGAUUCUCUAUUUAUUGCUAAAACAUCGAAAGUCUGAGUUUUUAUACAAUAUUCCAGCUGUUGAGAUAUUUUUAGUCCGGGACAUUUCCACCUGUUUUCUGGAUAUGGCGUCAUCAGCAUCUGCUCGCGUGGCCUCUCUGUAUGUCGGUGAUCUUCACCUGGAGGUCUCAGAGGUCAUGCUGUACGAAAGGUUCAUCCCGUUUGGCCCGAUUCAGUCCACCCGAGUGUGUAGAGACAGAAACACCUGCAGGUCUCUGGGCUACGGAUAUGUGAACUUUGUCAACCAUUCGGAUGCCGAGCAUGCAAUGGACAUUUUGAUGUUUGACCUCCUCAUGGGUCGGCCGAUGCGCAUCAUGUGGGGCGACCGAAACCCCGCAUUGAGGAUCACAGGUGUUGGCAACAUCUUCAUUCAGGGUCUGGCCAAGAACAUCACCAACCUGACUCUACACGACACCUUCUCUCGUUUCGGCACCAUCUUAUCUUGCAAGGUGGUUGCUGAUGAGAAUGGCUCUAAGGGAUAUGGUUUCGUCCAUUAUGAGACCUACGAAGGCGCUGAACGAGCCAUUCAGACGCUCAACGGGAUGAUGCUGAACGAUCAGCUGGUGUCUAUUAGUCACUUCAGAUCGUUCCAGGAGCGUCAGUCAAACCCUGAGCGUGCAAUGAAGAACUACAAGAGUCACUUCCCGGGGGUGCAUCUCUAUGUUAAUAAUCUACCCUACAGCUGGACGGACAACCAGCUGCAUAGAGCGUUCUCCCCGUUUGGAACCGUCACCAAUGCAAAGGUGGUGAUGAACGGUGGCCGCAGCAAAGGGUUUGGAUUUGUGUGUUUUGCAAGCCGCGAAGCCGCAGCUCAAGCCAUUUCAGCAAUGAACGGACGGGUCAUUGCCAACAGACGGCUGAAUGUUGCCUUCUCGCGGGUCAUGGACCAGGACACGUCUGUGUCUGUGGCCCACUGUGAAACACCUCCUGUGGUUGCUAAGACGCUGCUUCCUUCUGGACGCUUUGGUGCCAUUGUUCCACAGGCUAAUACUGGUCAUCAGCUCACCAGACACCUUCAGGUUGAGUCCUGCUGUCGUCGGGAAGCAGCGUGUCUCCUGUCUAACUGUGAGAGUCUUGUCUCGCUGGUCUCUCCACUGCUGUUAGACAUGCUGGUGUCCCACACGCCAGUAGAUGCACUGCAGCAUGUGAACCAGGAGCUGUCAGAGCUGAUGUCUGAUCCCAUCAUUGUUCUUCCUGGAACAUCAGACACCUUCAGCGCUGUAACCUCUCCGCUGUCUGGAGACUUCGGUGCUGUCGUUCCAAAGACUCAUAGCAGUGCCGGUCAUCAGUUCUCCAGAUGUCUUGUGUUCAGUCGUCGCUGGUUUGCAGAUGUUGCUCUGCCUCAUUGUGAGAGUCUCGUCCUCCUGGUCUCUCCACUACUGUCAGACACUUUUGACUCUGAGACGCCCCGCAUGCUGACCGUUAACCAGGAACAGUCAGAGAUGACGCCCGACCGAGCCACCGACGCUCCUGGACCAUCAGACGCCUGCAGUGAUGUUGCUGUGGUUCACGACAGGUUUGGCAACGGUUUGGGUGAGAUAAGACACAUGAGCAGCUUCAAGGUAGGAGAAAUCUCUUGGUUUUUUAAGGAUUUGCACUCGACACUGUUCUUCACAUUAAGGGUAAUCUUUCACUAAUAAAUGCGUGAGUUUGAAACAUCUUUAGUAAAACACACAAACUCUGUCCUCUUAUCAGGUGAUGGUGGUUAUGGAUGGUGUGUUUGUGUCAGUCCUCUGCUGCUCUUCUGAUGACACUGUGACUGAGAUCAGGAGGAUUCAAGAGGAUCUUCUCCUUUACAGUGAGUGUCUCUUCUUUAACUCAGCUGACCAGAUUGUGACCUCUGACACAUCCAGCCCUCUCCUGGCCAUUCAGAGUGUUCACCCUGAGAGUGAGUCUUCCUCCGGCUCAGGUGAACAGAUUGUGUCUGAUACAGUCCAG